CCUCCGGCUUCCGGCUCGCGUGUGAGGGUGUCCGACCCGAGCCCGGGAGGGGCCUUCGGGCGGGGCGACCCUGGGGCGCGCGUCCCGCCGCCAUGGAGCAGGACGACCCGGGCGAGGCGCUGUCGGAGCUGCGCGAGCGGCGGCUGGGCGCGCUGGAGCUGCUGCAGGCGGCGGCGGGCUCAGGCCUGGCCGCCUACAUCGCGUGGGCGCUGCUGCUGCAGCCUGGCUUCCGCCGCGUGCCGCUGCGGCUGCAGGUGCCCUAUGUCGGUGCAAGUGAGCGGCAGGUGGAGCACGUGUUGUCGCUAUUGCGAGGCCGUCCUGGAAAGACGGUGGACCUGGGCUCUGGCGACGGCAGGAUUGUGCUGGCUGCUCAUAAGUGCGGUCUCCGCCCGGCUGUGGGCUACGAGCUGAACCCGUGGCUAGUGGGGCUGGCCCGGCUGCACGCGUGGAGAGCAGGCUGUGCCGGCAGUGUUUGCUACCUGCGUGAGGACCUCUGGAAGGUGAGCCUGAGGGACUGCCACAACGUGUCUGUGUUCCUGGCCCCUAGCGUGCUCCCCCUGCUGGAAGACAAGCUGCGGGCAGAGUUGCCCGCAGGGGCCCGAGUGGUGUCGGGCCGCUUCCCCCUCCCCACUUGGCAGCCUGUGGCUGUGAUGGGGGAGGGUCUGGACCGUGUCUGGGCCUAUGAUGUCCAUAGUGGUGGGCCAAACGGUCAGGCUUCCCCAGAACCCAGUUCUGCCUCAGUCCCUGGGGCCCCCCGUUCUCAGGUUGGCUGACCACUUGGACACAAUAAAGACUCUGGACUACA
Lynx canadensis (Canada lynx) is the source of this 805-nucleotide messenger RNA. It is a transcript of the gene ANTKMT, whose product is annotated as adenine nucleotide translocase lysine methyltransferase. Gene Ontology annotation, cellular component: mitochondrion. Gene Ontology annotation, molecular function: protein-lysine N-methyltransferase activity. The record is from RefSeq and is a predicted model, not a curated record. Gene Ontology annotation, biological process: positive regulation of proton-transporting ATP synthase activity, rotational mechanism; regulation of mitochondrial ATP synthesis coupled proton transport; peptidyl-lysine trimethylation. Bases 93 to 773 code for a protein of 226 amino acids. The transcript has 5 exons. NCBI's taxonomy places the organism in Eukaryota, Metazoa, Chordata, Mammalia, Carnivora, Felidae.